Messenger RNA from Seriola dumerili (greater amberjack), 1835 nucleotides. It is a transcript of the gene ccdc97, whose product is annotated as coiled-coil domain containing 97. Bases 281 to 1327 code for a protein of 348 amino acids. The record is from RefSeq and is a predicted model, not a curated record. The transcript is spliced from 7 exons. NCBI's taxonomy places the organism in Eukaryota, Metazoa, Chordata, Actinopteri, Carangiformes, Carangidae.
GGGGGGUCAAUAAUAAUGACGGACCAAUAUGGCGGCAAAACAUUUAGCUAAACAAGUAAACUAUAACUUCAAAAUCAUGCAUGUAAUUAAUCUGUAAGUAAGUAUAUAAUUUCCGUGCGAUAAUGUUCAUAUAAAUCGUGAAAGUUUGUCAGUGUGUUUGGCAACACAUUCAGAGCUGUAACGGCAAAUUCAUCUGACAACGGACGUAAACGUUAGCUAGCUUAACGUCACAGUUAGAGCCACUGGAAACACGUUAGUUAGCUGGUUAGCACAGUUAAAUAUGUGGGGCGAAAUUGAACCCCCUGCUAAAACACAACCGAGUUCAUUUGAGAGUGAAAACGAGAGCGAAUUAACAGAAGAACCGGUGACACGCACCCAGAGAUGUGACUUCAGCAGCCCCGCAGACACCGAGCAGCCGCCGCAGGACACCGCGGUGAGAGCAGCAGCAGCAGCACUAGCACCGGCGUACGUGAGCAAGGCUGAGUCCACUUGUGUAAACGCCAUGGUAGAAGCCAUAGCCAUGAGCGGGAGCCUGGUGAAGAGCCAGCAGAUAGGAGAGGCUGAACUGACCCUGCAGCAGCGCAAAGAGGAGCUACUGCACCAGUACAGGACCAAGCCGCUGGUUUUCCUGGAGCGGUACCAUGCCUGUCUGAAGCCCCAGGACCUGUCAGCGUUUGCCCACGUCAUCUCAGACCCACGAACCCAUCACUACAGCAUAGUGAUACAGAGACGAGCUGCCGCAUGCACCAACAGGACCAGGGUCCGAAACCAGCGCUACGCUGCCCUCAGGGCGCUGCAGAAGGAGGGUCAGUAUUUCAGUGAGGAGCAGAUGCGAAUCAGGGAGCCGCUGUUGUAUGAACAGUAUAUUGGCCAAUACCUGACUGAUGAGGAGGUGCUGGAGCGCUCGCAGGAGGCCAUGUUGGACGGUGCACAAGGGGGGGAAGGAGCACCAGCAGGAGGCACAGGAGGGCUCGCCCACCUCCUCCUGAACUCCUACCAGGAGCGUCUCAUCCAGAGUCGUCUGCAGGAGGAGCAGGAGAGAGAGGACUGCCAACAAGAGGAGGACGAGGAUGAGGAAGAUGAUGACAAUAGAGUCCAGGAGAAGGAAUGGGAGCCCACCCCCGAGGAGAAGGCUCUGCUCAGGGAGGAGUUCAUCAGUCAGAUGCACCAGCGCUUCCUAGAUGGCAAAGACAAAGACUUCAACUACAGCGAGGUGGAUGAGAACCCAGACUACGACAACUUGGACAUUGUCAGCAGAGACGCAGAGGAUAAAUACUUUGAUGAAGAUGAUGAUGAGGAGGAGGAAGAAGAAGAUAUGACAGAGUAGCAGCUGUAGCAGUGGUUAACCUCUCAGAUUGAUCUGUAAAUACAAAUGUACAAAAUAAGGACAUGUAUUGUGUUUUUUUAGUGUUUGUUACACCUGGAUGCAAACAUGGUAAUAAAUAUACUGACUUUCGGUAUUUCGUAAUUUGAGACAUUGAUUGGCAGCUGGAUUCAGGGCGCAGCUCUCCCACACUGCACCUGGGGUUCUCCGCAGCCUGAGACGUGUCUUGCUUUGAGGUAAGAUGCUUUACUAUUGAUCACUGUGUUUGCCAAGUACACCAGCUCCAUUAUCUGGGAAGGGCAUACUUCAUGUUGUUUGCAGCUGUGCAGAGCACUUCUGUUCUCAUUUAUAAUUCAUAACUGUCCACAUACUUAUGGUCUGGAGUGAAUCUUCAGUUUUUAGGUUAAUAUAUGAACUCAAAUCAUUUUCACUGAUGUGUAAACAAACAGAUGUAAGAUCAGCCAAGUAACAGAGCCAGUAAAUUAUAAAGAUAUUCCAAAACAUUUUAAUA